This is a messenger RNA of Morchella importuna, 1905 nucleotides long. RefSeq lists its product as uncharacterized. The record is from RefSeq and is a predicted model, not a curated record. Bases 1 to 1905 code for a protein of 634 amino acids. Gene Ontology annotation, cellular component: nucleus. Gene Ontology annotation, molecular function: ATP binding; inositol-1,3,4,5,6-pentakisphosphate 2-kinase activity. NCBI's taxonomy places the organism in Eukaryota, Fungi, Ascomycota, Pezizomycetes, Pezizales, Morchellaceae. The transcript has 2 exons. Gene Ontology annotation, biological process: inositol phosphate biosynthetic process.
AUGCCAGAUCAACGCGUUCUCCCCCCGGCAAGGUCACCUGCUACCGCGAAUACAGGCCCGAGGAGGAGGAGCAGUGAUAUUACCGCCGCCCAUUCUACUGCCCUCGAGAGUGCUAAUAAUACUACAUCAUCGUGUAAUUCUAAUUCAAAUCCUCCAUGUAAUGACCCACCUUCUUCCUCAUCAUCCUCUCCUCCUCCUCUACCUCCCACUCGCCUAAGGCUAAGCCCUGUCAUCAUCAUCGUGCUGUCUCCCCUUGCCAUUCUUAUUCUAUCCGCCGCGCUACUGCCCGUCUUUUGGAGCAGCAGCACGACGACGGCCUUACUAGCUUCGGAACAGCCUGCACUUAGCGGUGGUGGUAUUAGUAUUAGUGGUGGUGCUGGGAGAGUUGCUUCUUCUUCUUCUUCUUCUCUUCCUGCCCCCCCUUCGUCUGCUCUUGCCCCUCCUUCCUCUUCUCUUCCUUCUCUUGCUUCGCUUGACCAUUCAUUAUUCUAUUCUGCUACCCCAUCAUCAUCAUCAUCAUCAUCAUCAUCAUCAUCAUCAUCAUCAUCAUCAUCAUCAUCAUCAUCGUCUACAUCACCACCAUCCCCACCACCACCGCCAUCUAGCGAAAAGUCCCACAUCAUUGACCAACACCAUUUACACACCCACAUCACCAACGUUAACAACAACGACUCCCCCCACCACCACCACCACCACCACCACCACAACGCCUCAUCCACCAUGACCACCUCCACCUCCGUAAUCGUCGCCGCCACGGCCCACGACGACCUCAACCACGUCCCCACCCUCCCCCCCAGCACCACCCUCAGCUACCUAGCCGAAGGCGCCGCAAACCUCCUCCGCCUCCGAAAGGCCCUCCCCAGCGCGCAGCCAAACAAACUCGCCUACGCCCACCUCCUGCACACCUUCCACCCGCUCUUCCCCGCCCACCUCCUCCUCCCCACAUCCCUCAUCCGCAUCCCCCCCUCCCUCCUCGCGCGCGAAAACGUCGCCCUCCGCGAACUCGAGGCGGCGGGGAAGCGCCCCGCCAAGCGCGUGGGGCUGUAUCUGGAGGAGGUGGACGAGCAGUUUGGGUUCCUGAUCAUGGACAUGUCGCCGCACCCCCUCCCCCUCCUCGACACCACCACCGCCACAAUCACACCGCCGCCAUCACCGGGACUCUUCGCCCGCGCACUGGCGUUCCUACCAAACCUAGUGCGGCGCGCGAAGCGGCGGGGUAGCAGCAGCAGUAGCAGUAGCAGUAGCAGUAGUAGCGACGCAGGCCCAGACUUAACGCUCCCCGCGCACGCACAGCGCACGCGGCAGCUGCUCAUCGAGUUCAAGCCGAAAUGGGUGGUACAGUCGCGGUCGGCGCCCGACGGCUGGCGCCGCUGCCGCACGUGCGCUCUGCGCCUGUCAAAGGCGCAGAAACACUCCUUCUGCCCGCUCGACCUCGCGUCGGGCGACGAGGAGCGCGUCCGGCGCGCCGUGGGGUUCAUUGUUCCGCAGAAGCAGCCGGCGAACCUGGUGUUGGCGCGGGGGGUGGGGUGGGGCGAGGCGCAGGGGGUGAUACGGGAGCGGUUGGUGCGGUUUGUGGUGGAGGGGGAGAUGAUGGGGGAGCUGGUGAGGCUGCAUGGGGAGUUGGAUCCGUAUGGGCCGGUUGCGGUGCAUGCGAUGGGCGAGAGGGAGAGCGGGGUGAGGGAGAGGUUUGUUAGUGCCAUGACGGUGAGGGAUUUGACGGUGUUUUUGAGGGUGGAUUUGGAUAGUGGGGAGGUGGAGGCGCGGAUUGGGGAUUUGGAUUUGAAGACGGGGGAGGCGGGGAAGUGGGCGUAUUGGGCGGGCGUGGAGGGGAAGUUGGCGGAGGAGGGGUAUUAUGAGGGCGUGGAGGAGGGCGCGGAGGAGAAGGGCGUGUGGUGUAGGCCGUAG